UAAAUUUUAUCUAACAUAAAAAUAUAUAUAAAGAGAUUGCAUAGCUGCAAAUUCUUUCAGUUUGAAAACAUGGACAAUACAGUUGUCACCUUGUUGAGUAUUUUUUUAAUAAUAAUUUUAAUUCUUUAUAAAUAUUUAACGAAAAAUAAUGGUUACUGGAAAAGUCGUGGUAUUCCAGAAGCUAAUGGUGCUAUUCCAAUUUUUGGAAAUAUGAAAGAUAUCGUGUUUAUGAAAAAAAAUAUUGGUGAUUUUAUUGAAAAAAUUUAUAAAGAAAAUAAAAAUAAUAGUAUGGUAGGAAUUUAUGAAUUUCAAAAACCAGUUAUUAUUGUUAAUAAUAUUGAAUUAAUUAAAACUGUUCUGCAAUCAAGUUUUAAUAAUUUUAGUGAACAUCAAAAUCUUGAUCCAAAAGUUGAUCCACUUCUUGUAAAUGAUCCAUUUUUUUUAAAUCAUCAAGAAUGGAAAGAUACUCGUUCAAUAUUUACAAAUGCAUAUUCAAUUAAAAAACUAAAAGACCUUCUACCAUUGGUUAAUGAUGUAUCAAAAAAAUUUAUUGAUUAUAUGAAUAAAAAAAUCAAAUCAUCAAAUGAUAAUUCAAUUGAUAUUGAGGUAAAACAAUUAUUUUCAAAAUAUACUGCAGCAACAUCAGCAAGUACAAUACUUGGUAUUGAUGCACAAACAUUUGUUGAUAAAGAUUCACCAAAUUCAUUAAGAUCAAUGAUGGAUGCAAUGUUUGUACCCAGGUCAUUUGAAUUUCGACAAUUAAUUGGUUUUUAUUUUCCAAAACUUGGAAGUUUAAUUAACGUUGGUUUUGUACCAGAUUGGAUUAAUAAAAGUUUUCAAAAUAUAGUUGACGAUAUAUUAUCACAAGAUGAUAAAACAUUAAAAAAUAAUAUAUUAUAUUUAAUAAAAAAUCAACUUGAAGAAAAAAAUAAAUUUAAUGAUAUAACAAUUGCUGGAAUUGCAUUUGGAUUUUUUGUUGAAGUUUAUGAAUCAUCAAGUAUGACAUUAAGUAUAAUGUCAUAUUAUUUAGCUAAAAAUAAAGCAAUACAAGAAAAAGCAAGAAAAGAAAUUAAUGAUAUAUUUAAAAAACAUGGUGAAUUAACAUAUGAUGCAUUAAAUGAUAUGACAUAUAUUGAACAAAUUAUAAAAGAAUCAUUGAGAUGUAUAUCACCAGUUGGAAGAUUAUUAAAAAUUUGCUCAGAGCCAAUAACAUUAAAAGGACCAGAUGGUUUAACUUGUAAAUUAAAUAAAGGUGAUGAAGUUAUUAUUCCAGUUUUUGGUUUACACAAAGAUCCACAAUAUUGGGAUAAUCCAGAUGAAUUUAUACCAGAAAGAUUUGAUCAAAAAAAUUAUGAUAAAGAACGUAAUCGUUAUGCAUUUCUACCAUUUGGAGAGGGACCACGUAUGUGUCCAGGAAUGAAAUUUGGAAUAAUGCAAAUUAAAGUUGUAAUAGCAACAAUAUUAAUGAAUUAUGUAAUGGAACCAUCAAAAAAAAUGAAAGAACCAUUUGAAUUAGAUCCAAGAAGUUUUUUAACUACGAUAAAAAAUGGCUAUUGGAUUAAAAUGCAAAGACGAAGUUUAUUAUAAUUUUAAUAAUAAUAUUUUUUAAUGAUUAAAAAAGUUUAAGAUAGGAAUGACGCACUCUUGAUAAGUAGAUAUUAAUAGCAAUACGAGAAAAUAAAUAAAAUGUAAAAACAACAAGUUUAUUGCGUUGAUUUGUUGAUGAUUGAUCAAUGCAACUUGUUUUUUUUUUUUUUUUUUUAAAUUAAAGAUUAAGAAGUGUACGGUCAUUUUGGUUUGUCAUUUCACUGCUACCACUAUUUUUUAAUAUUUUUUGAUAGUUGGAUUUUCGAUUGUUUUGUGACCGUGCAUGAUCAAGAUGAUUGUAAUCGUUAUCAUUGUUAUAGAAAUAAGGCACUUCAUAAUCAUGUUCUUCAUCAGAUUCCUUUCUAUCAAUAUUCAAAUUUACAGGCUCAGAUGUUACACUGGCAUACUUGCUAGUGUCACAAGCUGAACCAC
Messenger RNA from Aphidius gifuensis, 2019 nucleotides. Its product is annotated as cytochrome P450 6j1-like. Gene Ontology annotation, molecular function: oxidoreductase activity, acting on paired donors, with incorporation or reduction of molecular oxygen; monooxygenase activity; iron ion binding. NCBI's taxonomy places the organism in Eukaryota, Metazoa, Arthropoda, Insecta, Hymenoptera, Braconidae. The coding region runs from base 70 to 1587 and encodes 505 amino acids. The transcript has a single exon. The record is from RefSeq and is a predicted model, not a curated record.